Molecule: messenger RNA, 3311 nt
Organism: Salarias fasciatus (jewelled blenny)
Lineage: Eukaryota; Metazoa; Chordata; Actinopteri; Blenniiformes; Blenniidae
Gene: wdr59
Product: WD repeat domain 59
Exons: 27
Coding region: 14-2968 (984 amino acids)
Biological process (GO): positive regulation of TORC1 signaling; cellular response to amino acid starvation
Cellular component (GO): vacuolar membrane; Seh1-associated complex
Molecular function (GO): protein binding; signaling adaptor activity
Source: RefSeq, a predicted model, not a curated record
AGAAGAAGCAAAGAUGGCGGCGCGCUGGAGCAGCGAGAAUGUGGUGGUGGAGUUCAGGGACGCACAGGCCACCGCCAUGUCUGUCAACUGUCUGGGCUCCCAUGCUGUGCUGUCAGGGAGACGUUUUCUCUACAUGGUGAACCUCGAGUCUCCGUCUGAGUCUCCGAAAAAGAUUGGACGCCACAGCAAGUGGGACGUUGGGACGGUGCAGUGGAACCCGCACCGCGCCGAGGCUCACGUGUUCGCCGCUUCUAGUAACCAGCGUGUGGACCUGUACUCGUGGAAGGACGGCUGUGGAGACGCUCACACGUCCCUGCAGGGACACACCCGGGUCAUCAGCGAUCUGAACUGGUCCUGGUUCGAGGCGGAGCUCCUGGUGACCAGCUCGGUGGACACCUACAUCUACAUCUGGGACACUCGAGACACCCGUAAACCCACGGUGGCGCUGUCCGCAGUCGCCGGAGCCUCGCAGGUCAAGUGGAACCGCAAGAACCCGAACCUGCUGGCGUCCAGCCACGACGGGGACGUCCGCGUGUGGGACAGACGGAAGCCCAGCACAGCGGCUGAAUACGUCGCUGCUCAUCUCUCAAAGAUUCACGGCCUCGACUGGCAUCCAGAGAACGAGUUCAUCUUCGCAACAUCGAGUCAGGACAACUCAGUCCGGUUCUGGGAUUACCGGCAGCCCAGAAAGUACCUGAACAUCCUGUCCUGUCAGGUCCCGGUGUGGAAGGCUCGCUACACGCCCUUCAGUAACGGCCUGGUGACCGUCAUGGUUCCUCAGCUGCGGCGGGAGAACAGCCUGCUGCUGUGGAACACUCAGGACCUCAACAGUCCGGUCCACGCCUUCGUCGGCCACGACGACGUGGUUCUGGAGUUCCAGUGGCGGCCGCAGAAAGAAGGCUCCAAGGACUUCCAGCUGGUCACAUGGUCUCGAGAUCAGACUCUGAGGAUCUGGAGGGUCGAUCCUCAGCUGCAGAAGCUCUGCGUCUCAGACGUGGUGGAGGACCUGAUGGACGGACUGUCCCUGGCCGUGGAGUCAGAGAAGUCUCUGUUGUCUCCGGAGCCGGAGGGACAGACGGGGACGGGGCCUUCGGCGGACCUGCUGCAGGAUCUGGAACCCUCUCUGGGCUCGGCAGGUCUUCAGGACCCUGCAGCAGGUUCUGGUCUGGCUCAAACCCUGCAGCAGGAGUUCUCCCUGGUCAACCUGCAGAUCAGGAACGUCAACGUAGAGAUGGACGCCCUGAACCACAGCUGCGUUGUCUCCGCCCACUUCGGCCCCCAUCAGGUUCAGCUGGUGGUCAAGUUCCCCGCCCAGUACCCCAACAACGCCCCGCCCACCUUCCAGUUCGUCUCCCCGACGACCAUCCCGUCCGCCAUGAAGACCAAGAUCCAGAAGACCCUCAGGGACACGUCUCUGCAGAAGGUGAAGAGAAACCAGAACUGCCUGGAACCGUGUGUCCGGCAGCUAGUGUCCUGCCUGGAGUCUGACAUGACUCAGGAGGAGAGUCCGGCCUCGGGGCCCUUCGUGCUCUCCAACCCAGUGGCUCCGGCCCUGCAGGCCUUUCCCCGGGUCACCAACACCUACGGCUCCUACCAGGAUGCUAACAUUCCGUUCCCGCGGACGUCUGGCGCUCGGUUCUGUGGCACCGGCUGUUUGGUCUACUUCACUCGACCAAUCACCAUGCACCGCUCGGCCCCGCCCACCGAGCCCACACCUAGGUCCCUGUCGGCGCUCUCGGCCUAUCACAGCGGAGUUCUGACACCCAUGAAGAUGCGUUCCGAGUCUCAGAGCACUUUACGUCUGUACAGCGGCAGCCCCACCCGCUCCGACAAGGACACCGUGUCCAUCUCCUCCUUCUACUACAAGGAGAGGAAGCUUCCAAUCUCUGCCUGCCGCCGCUGGUCCGUCCAAACGCUUCACGAUUGGCCGAAAUCGCGCCGCUUCAAGACGAAGCGGGACGGCUCGGACUUCGGGAAUCGUCCCAUCAAACUGGCGGGAAAAGUCAUCAUCCAGGAGACGUCCUGCCUGCUGCCCGUCCACAAGAGUCUGGGGGACGGAUACAUUCUCAAUGUGAAGGACGUCCAGGAGACGUGUCAGAAGAACGGAGCGGCUGCUCUGGCGGCGGGACGGCGAGACGUGGCCAAGGUGUGGGCUCUGGCCUCUGCAGCCACCAGUGAGGACCUGAGUCCAGAUCCAGACCCGGACACCGAGACUCCGUGGGCCAGACAUCCGUUUGGACGCCACCUGCUGGAGACUCUGUUGGACCACUACAGUCAGAUGAGUGACGUCCAGACGCUGGCCAUGCUGUGCAGCGUGUUCAGGUCUCAGGCUCCGCCCCCUGACUGCUGCCUGCCGCCCCGGCCCGCCGUCUUCCCUCCGCCCCACUCCCGAUAUCCCAGCUACACCUCCAGCUCCGUCACCUCGGGCUCGUCCACCACGUCGGACCCGGGUCCGUCCUCGUCCACGUGGACGGCAGGGCGGGAUUCAGAGCCGUGGGCGGAGUCUUCUCCGGACGACCAUCGCCACGGCAACCAGGCGUACGCCGACCCCCGGGAGCGCGAGCGAGACCAACACGACAUGAACAAAAGGCUGCUGGAUCCCACCAACACGCUGCAGUUCGACGAAUUCAAGAAGUGCUACGGCGAGAUCCUGUACCGCUGGGGCCUGCGGGACAAGAGGGCCGACGUGCUCAAGUUCGCCUCCUGUCCGCCGGAGCCGCACAAAGGCAUCGAGUUCGGCCUGUACUGCUGCCACUGCCGCAGCCAGGCCCGCGGCACGCAGUGCGCCGUCUGCAAGCGCCUCACCUUCCAGUGCGCCGUGUGCCACGUGGCCGUCCGCGGCUCGUCCAACUUCUGCCUCAGCUGCGGACACGGGGGACACACGGGACACAUGAUGGACUGGUUCAGGAGACAGGACGAGUGCCCGACCGGCUGCGGCUGCCACUGCCUGCUGCAGAGCACCUUCUGAGGACGGACCCAACACGCCCGGGGACAGGGCGGCACCGGGGACGCUCUGCGGGUCAAAACGAACACGCCCGGGGACAGGGCGGCACCGGGGACGCUCUGCGGGUCAAAACGAACAUGCCCGGGGACAGGGCGGCACCGGGGACGCUGUGCUGGACAGAACGAACACGCCCGGGGACAGGGCGGCACCGGGGACGCUCUGCGGGUCAAAACGAACACGCCCGGGGACAGGGCGGCACCGGGGACGCUGUGCUGGACAAAACGAACACGCCCGGGGACAGGGCGGCACCGGGGACGCUGUGCUGGACAAAACGAACACGCCCGGGGACAGGGCGGCACCGGGGACG